CGGUUAUUUGUUGAGUCAAAGUAUGUCUGGCAGAGGAAAACAAGGUGGAAAGGUUCGUGCUAAGGCGAAGACACGUUCUUCCCGAGCUGGUCUGCAGUUCCCUGUCGGCCGUGUGCAUAGGCUUCUUCGCAAGGGUAAUUAUGCCGAGAGAGUAGGGGCCGGCGCACCCGUGUAUCUGGCAGCGGUGUUGGAGUAUCUGACUGCAGAGAUAUUGGAGUUGGCUGGUAACGCUGCACGCGACAACAAAAAGACCCGUAUAAUUCCACGCCACCUGCAACUCGCUGUUCGUAACGACGAGGAGCUCAAUAAGCUGCUCGGAGGGGUCACCAUUGCUCAGGGAGGUGUUCUACCCAACAUCCAGGCGGUGCUCUUGCCCAAGAAGACCGAGAGCCACAAGCCUGCCAAGAGCAAGUGAGUGCGGUAAUCGGUAACCUCAGGGCAAUUAGCCAACACCACCAAAGGCUCUUUUCAGAGCCACCCAUAAUCUCUGGAACAAGCUAUAUCUGUCUUGC
Spea bombifrons (plains spadefoot toad) is the source of this 512-nucleotide messenger RNA. Its product is annotated as histone H2A type 2-B-like. Gene Ontology annotation, molecular function: structural constituent of chromatin; protein heterodimerization activity; DNA binding. Bases 23 to 415 code for a protein of 130 amino acids. The transcript has a single exon. Lineage: Eukaryota; Metazoa; Chordata; Amphibia; Anura; Pelobatidae. Gene Ontology annotation, cellular component: nucleosome. The record is from RefSeq and is a predicted model, not a curated record.